UAUGAGGAUCUUGCACGCAGCCCAGGAAAUGAUGGAAGCCAGUCUGCUGGAAGCCGUCUGGAUAGAGAGGAUUUUUCACUAAUGAGAAGGAGGACGUUGACUAGAAGCUGUCGGGGUGGUACGUUGAGUGCUUGCAGUGGAAUGGGCCUCAAACACCUGCCAUGUCUGCUGCUCUGUGCGGCUACCCUGACAGUUUCUGGAGUUGUUGGUAGAGAUGGGAACAGCGAGGCUUACAGGUGGACCAGGCAGAGCCUCCCGGUGCUGCUGGACACGCACACACAGCUUUUGAACAGCCCUUUGUUCAGAGGGCAGCAGGAGGAUGAGGGAAAAGGAAGGGCAAAGACACUCUGUGGGAUAGAGUGCCAAGGCAGCUUACCACCUAUGGAACAGAGUGAGCAAGAGAGGAAUCUGGGAUAUGAGACGAUGUAUGAGAAUGGCACGCGCACGCACACAGAUGUCAGUUUGCAGGGCUUUAAUAAGACGUCUGCAGGAACAACGGCCCACUCGCAAACCCCUACCCGAAGGAAACGACAAAUAUACGGAGCAGAUGGACGCUUUGUGAUCUCUGAUUCGCAUUUUAUCACCAACUACCCGUUCUCUACUGCGGUUCGCCUCUCCACAGGCUGCUCUGGAGUCCUCGUAUCCCCGAAACAUGUGCUGACAGCAGCACACUGCAUCCAUGACGGGAGUGACUACUUAGAGAGUGCAAGAAGGCUUAAAGUAGGAGUGCUUCAGCUCAAAACCAAAAGGGGAAGAGGGGGAAGGAGGAGAGGAGGGCGGCGGAGGGGUGGGAGGAGAGGAAAGGGGCAGACAGGUGAGGAGAAAGGAGAGGAGCAGAUUCUGGAGGAAGGUGAGGAGCAGAAUAGCAUAGAUGAAGAUGUAGUGAGAGGCAGAAAUGGUGGCAAAGGUAGGAGACGCAGAGGAAGAAGAGAGAAAGGUCAUGUGGUAGCUGAUGAUGGGAGAGGGAAACGAAAUAGUCUCAACCGUGUUCGACGAAGUGUUGAACCCAGAAAGCAGCCUGUCUUCCGUUGGACGCGAGUUAAACAAACCCACAUCCCUCAAGGAUGGAUCCGCACCAAGCCCUCCACCAACUCGGCUUCCUCUGACUACGAUUACGCCCUUCUGGAGCUAAAACGACAAGUUAAACAAAAGUACAUGAGGCUCGGAGUGGCCCCCUCCGCCACUCCCCUGGCACGGAUCCACUUCUCAGGCUACGACGCUGACAAAAGCCUGCUGGAUGGCCGUGGAGACGAGAAGGUGGUUUAUCGUUUUUGCUCAGUGGCAAAGGAGUCUGACGAUUUGUUGUACCAGCACUGUGACGCGCAGCCCGGUGCUACAGGUGCAGGUGUUUACGUUCAUCUGAGACAGAAAGCGGGAGAUGCAGGCAGGAAAGGGAAGUGGCAGAGGAGGGUGAUCGGGGUGUUCUCGGGCCAUCAGUGGGUGGAGUUGGAGGGAGGUGAGCUCAGGGACUUUAAUGUUGCUGUGAGGAUCACUCCUCCUAAAUAUGCCCAGAUCUGUCACUGGAUCCAUGGAGAUCCAAGUCUCUGUAAAGAGGUCUGAACUUAAAGAACAAUGGAUCCACAAGAGAAAAAGAUCUGUUGUCACUUUCUAAGAGAGUCAAAGAUCAGGGCUGGCAUGCAUAAAACUUCUGGUCUUAAGAAUGCUCUAAACUUUGAUUUAUGAUUCAGAAAGUUCAUCGUAAAAAGUAGGACUUAGAUGCUUUGCAUAAGUGCAGACUGCCGUGUUUCUUAAUGUUUGUAAAGUAAGGACUACAAUCAUGCCCUCCUUCCCAAAAUGCCCUCCCUCAAGCACCGAAACGGCCAAAAGGGAGGCCCCCAGAGGUUAUGUCAUGGCUGCGUCACAGCUUCAUGUGCAGCGUGUCACGUUUAAGCCUACCCAUCAUUUUCUGUAAACAACAUUAUAUGUUUCAGUGUAUUGCAAAAUGCAAGAACAAAGCUUAUAAAAGAUGUUUCAAGUACAGUUAUAGUUACAAUAGCGAUAUGUGCUAUUUGGGAUAUUAUUCAUCAAAAUCUUGAAUUAAUCCAAAGAGGCUACAGUAGUAGUAGUAAGUGUUGACUUAAAAAUAAAAAAUUUCCUUAAGAAAAAAAAAAAUUGGAAUAAAUUCAAUUUAUAAUCUCUAUGUCAUUUUACUUUCAUGUUGUAUAAGAGUGUGGGUAUUAUAAUAUAUGUAUCUUUCAUUAAUUUCUCACCAUAAAUGUAAAAAAAAUGUAAAAUGUGCAGCCGCUUCAUCUGCUGCAUGACACUCUGAACUGUAAAAUGAGGGCAAAAUGACAUUUUUGCCUUUUUAAAAAAAAAAAAAAAAGGAUGCAAUUACAACCAAAAUUUCACUCUGAGCAGCUUUAUACAUACCAGCCCAGGAGUACUGAUCUGACUUGAGACCAGCUCACCUCUUCAGUGACAGCUUGUCAGGCCGCAUCAGCAAACCUGUAAACCAUGACUGCUGCAAAUGUUCCUGAUUCUGGAUCUGCAACCUGGUCAGCCAUUCAUCGGUUUAUUUAGAAAAUGUGGGAAAUCACGUGCGGUAAAGCCUUGUGAUUGACUCCAGAAUUGCUAAAAGCACGACUGUGUCUAAUUUUGACAUUAGUAAAAUACAUAAAUUCAGUUUGUUUUUUUGACAUAAUUUUAUUGUCAGCUUUUCUAAACACCACAGUUGUUUGUUUGUCUCUGAAACACCUAAUUUAUAAAACUGCAAUUGUCUGAAACUAAUUAUGUAAAGGGAAAGACACAAUUAUAAACUUCGCAAACACCUUGCUGCGUUUGCUUUUAUAUGGGAACAUGCAGUACGUAAGUUUAACUGGUGAUAGCCUGUCGGUCCUCUUUCACUUCAUGUUAAAAGAAAACCUGGAUGUACACAACAUAUAUAUAUAUUUAUAUAUAUAUGUAUACGUGUGUGUGUGUGUGUGUGUGUGUGUGUGUGUGUGUGUGUGUGUGUUUAAAAGCGUAAAAGCAAGCAACAAUGUCUUGUAUUGUAAUUCUGAACACAUUUUCUUGUAACAAAAAUAAUUCAUGUUGAUAAAAAAUAAAAAUGUUGAAUUUUCAAGAAACAAGCUAACAAAAGCAGACCACACAGAAGUGAUGAGCCGUGAGGAUUGUUUGGAUCAGUGUAUUUUUCUUUAAUUGCAUCUCAUUUGGACUCACAUGCAGGUGGGGGUGAGGGAGGGAGGGUGAUGCCAUCCAUAAUAACCUCCCCCAAAAAACAAAAAAAACAAAAAAACAUCACAGCCUUCAUAUGAAUACUUAGCAAACAUUAUUUAUCCACAUUCUUUUUGUUUUUAUCAUAGUCAUAGUCAUCUUUAUUUUUCUUUCAACACUUUGUUAAUGCCACAAUGGAUUAAGAUACAGUCACUUUUUGAAAUAAACAGCACACAGAACAUCCAGCGUAUACUUGAGUACUUUAAAGUAAGAGUCCUCAAGACUUCCAGUGACAGUGCAUGAACAAAUGUACGGACUGCUGUUGCGUCACAAAUGACCCAAAGAGGACUGAGGCCAAAUUCCAGUCACAUACACAGAUGCUUCCUUGUCUGUUUGAUUUCCACCCUAAUACUAAGUCGUUUUUGUGUGGAGACUGAGUCAAGGAAAUGAGCUCUUCGAGAGUGUUAUGCAGAAUGCAUCCCAGAUUGACUUGUGUGCAUGCUGCAAUGCAGUAUCACUCCACACCAGCAGAGGGCGCAACAGUAAACACUCAGGGCAAGGUCUCCAUUCAAUACUGCCUCUGAGUACAGAUUGAGAGGUAUGUACAAAGAAGGAGGGAAGGUUUUGAGUCUACUUGCUUUUUU
Xiphias gladius (swordfish) is the source of this 3797-nucleotide messenger RNA. RefSeq names its product serine protease 23-like. The record is from RefSeq and is a predicted model, not a curated record. Gene Ontology annotation, biological process: proteolysis. The transcript is spliced from 2 exons. Bases 82 to 1560 code for a protein of 492 amino acids. NCBI's taxonomy places the organism in Eukaryota, Metazoa, Chordata, Actinopteri, Istiophoriformes, Xiphiidae. Gene Ontology annotation, molecular function: serine-type endopeptidase activity.